UCGUCUCGUUGCUAUUAUAAGAAAUUAGGAAGCCCCCAACGAGAGCGAUCUCGCUUGUUUCACAGAAGGAGAGAAGAGAAUCGCAGUCUCGGAAUUCGAGUUGCUCCCUUGCGGCGAUGGAGUCGAGCCAUGCGGGAUCGGAGAGAGAGAAAGCAAGCACAUCAUCACCCAUUGUCGUCGUAGGCAGCUUCUGGAAAGAUUUCGACUUCGACAAAGGAAGAAGUGUUCUUGUUGAGUAGGGGCUUAGGAUUGCUGAAAACCAGAAGAUUAGUCAAAAGAACAGGCGGAAGCUUGCGGAGAACACUCGCGAUUUCAAGAAGGCAUCAUCAGCUAAAAAACUCAACUUGUUUAACUGCUAAUUGAAGGGCUAUCAGGAAGAAGUUGAUAAUCUAACUAAAAGAGCCAAAUUUGGAGAAAAUGCUUUCCUUAACAUUUAUCAGAAACUUUAUGAGGCCCCAGAUCCUUAUCCCGUUCUUUCUUCUAUUGCAGAACCAGAGCAAAACUAUCAGAACUUGAGUCUGAAAAUGGAAAAAUGAAGCUUGAAUUAGAAGAAUAUAAAACUGAAGCAACACAUUUAAAGAGCCUAAAAGCUACGAUAAGAUGACUUGAAGAGCGGAAUCGGCAACUGGAGCAACAGCGGGAAAAUGUGGAAGUGCUGCCUGGACGCUCUCUGCAGGAGAACCUCAAAGAACCUGGAGUUUCUCCUCGACCUCACCGUCUGGCCGUCUUUCCCACCUCCGCAGACAGGGCAAAACCCGGUGCGCUGAAGCCGAAGAUGAUGUCGCCGAACACCUCCGCCGCGGCCACCGUGAUCGCGCCCUCAUCCCCGCGGAGACGGUGAUCAAAGAGCGCAAUAUGGCUCGACGGCUUCGCCAUGGUGGAGAGCUACUGCCACCUGCUUAAAGACCGCGCCUUCCUCUUAAACAAACAGAAGUAAUAUUUCUGAUUUCUAUGCUGUGGUCUCAUGGUGUAGAUGGGCUUACUGUGAUAUUUUGUGGAGCAGAGAGUGUCCGCAGGAGCUGCGUGAGGCGGUUGUUGGAUUGGCUUAUGCGGCCUUACGGUGUGGUGAUUUGCCGGAGUUGAGAGAGAUACGCCGCAUCUUCAGGUCAAGAUUCGGAAGGGAAUUCACAACUGCGGCUGUGGUGCUGCGCAAUAAUUGCGGUGUCAGUGGUGAGCUGGUACAUAAGUUUUCUACAAGACGGCCAAGCAUGGAAAUCAGGGUCCAUGUCAUGAGAGAAAUAGCAAUUGAGAGAGGCAUCGAGGUGGAUCUAGCCGAAACUCCUGAGGAGAUUGAGUCCUAUAACCCCAACCUUCAGAGCAGGACGCAGCAGGCCAGAGAAGCAUUGGGUCGACUAUGCUCUCCCUGUGGUCUACGUGAGCCGCUGGGAGGUGAAAAGCUUGAAAUAAUGGCUCAGAAAAAGUACGAGGAUGCAGGAAGUGCAGCGCUAGAUGCCUCAGAGCCGGCAGUCGCAGCCAGAACCGAUGUAGAACUCUACCGAUCAGAAUCAGAGAGAAUUGGAGAUCAUUCCAGCAAUCCACGCAAGCAGAAGCCAGAGAAUUCGAGAGGCAAAGAGAUUCAGAACGAAAAUGAUGAGAGUAAUGAUAAUGAUGAAGAGGUGAUGAGGCUCGCCUCCAAGGCACGGGUGCCGGUGAACAGAGCUCAGAACUUUGCAGGACUGAGAGAGAUGGAUUUGAAAGGCAAAAUGGGCCAGUUAGACUCUACAAAUGAAGAUGGAGAUAAAGAGGAUGAGCUUGAAGAGGUGAAUGAGAAGGCCAUUACAGCAGUGGUGGAAGCUUCAAAAGAAAAGUAAUAGGGUUGGAGGAAAGGGUUUUGAAGGUUGAGGCUGAACGAAAUUCUUUGUCGAGGGUCAGAUCUUUCUCUGUCAGGACUCGAAGGUAACAUGUAUAUAUAUUGGAUAGUGGCUGCAGGCAUGCAACAUUUUUAAUGUAGAUUUGUUCCUGCUCAUCCGUUGGGUUUUGAUGCAAUAAUAAUAUAUUAAUUGCAUGUUUUGUGCUUCUUGUUUCUUAGUUUGGAAUCAUUAUGUUGAUGUAUUAAUAAAUACGAUAGUUGUGAUGAAGUAUUUGUUUGCGCCGAACUGGCUUCUUAUGAUUGGACGUUAA
Molecule: messenger RNA, 2121 nt
Organism: Phalaenopsis equestris
Lineage: Eukaryota; Viridiplantae; Streptophyta; Magnoliopsida; Asparagales; Orchidaceae
Exons: 8
Coding region: 1209-1811 (200 amino acids)
Source: RefSeq, a predicted model, not a curated record